AGUCCGACAAAUGCAUUAUCCGCCUUUACGUCAAUUCCGGCUCAUGCAACGAGGUGAGGAUGUCUAGUCUCGUCUACGAUGCCGUAGUAGGCUUCGCGACGUGCCCAUUGUUGUCCUUGCGUCAAGAGAGGCGCAUCAUCUUUAUGCUCUUCGCCCUGUCUGAAACGGAGACGAAGCGUAAAGAACGGUCUACGUUGAACCUUAUCGGCAAAAGCCGCUCUCAGUGAGAUGGCCCAGAAAGGCGGUUGAGUAGAGUCUGGUUCCUUCGACGACAAUCCUCCAAACUGCGUAUUCUCGGUGUCAUGUCGCAUUAAAGGAUAAAUCAUAGCUGUCAAUGCUAACGAUAACGAUAUCUAGAGGUUAGCAUUGCAUGACGACCAUAGGGAUCGACAGGUCCACCGGACGGAUUCCGAAGGGCCAUCAGGAUUAUACCUCAAUUGAAGCCUUUUCAUUCAGGCUCCGGAUUUACAGGGCAUCAGAACUACCCAAAGUAAACUGUUUACUAUCUGCAUUGUGGGGUAUGCGUGAGUUGAGGCUGUGGGUUGCCGGUGACGGAAGCAUACCUCACAAGCCGAAGCAACAUAGUGCCACCCGUCCACACUUCACCUUCGGAAGCCCCGGACAGCCAUCUCGCUCUAGUUAUCAUGGUUGCUCUGCACCUGAGGUAUCGAGUCUGUGGGCAAUGACCGCUGAUCAUGCAAGAUGAAAGAGAAAGAGACCGUAAUCAGCAUGUUAAACACGAGGCAUGAGCAGAGGCUGGAUUUACUCGUUUCGUCCAUCGCCAAUUCAUGAUCUGGCACAGUGCUUUCCGUAGUCGAGGGAUCUCAUGAUGUAGCCACGCUUCGCCUCGUUGUAGAUUACUUCAAGCACAUAUAAUCGCUUCUAUGAACUACUACACUGUCCUCGAUCUUCCUAAAGGUGCUUCAGAGGAAGAGAUUAGAGCGGCGUACAAGAAACUUGCUCUAAAGUGGCAUCCAGAUCGUCAUAUGGACGACAAGGAGGAUGCACAGGAAAAGUUCAUUGAAAUCAGUCAUGCGUAUAACUCUUUGUUGGAUGCCUUGCACCAUCCUCGGAAACACAAGCACCGGGAUCGAGACAAAAAGAACGACACCCCCGUACCCCCUCCACCACCUCCGUCAAGUUCAGGUUCUUCCGAAAGCCACUCGAGCAGCUCCGAUUCGCCCUCGUCGAAACAUAAGGAAGAUCGGGACGGGAAAGAUAAACGUUCCGAGGAACGGAAUGCUCGACAGCGUGACCCGAUGCCUAAAGCCUCUUCAAGCUCUUCAUCUCGGAAACCUUCCGUGAGAACCAAGGCUCACCAUCCUCGAACAACCUUCUUCCCACACUUUCACUCGGAUUCAUCUUCAGAUGAAUCCGAUGAUGACAGUAUACAUCAUCACCGUGGGACUCGUCUGAAGAAGCCCCGGCAUCUUGAGGAUGAAGACUACGAGUUUGUGGACUUAGGGUCGCCUUUACAGCCCUUAAGCUCACCGAAGUCUACCCCUGACAUAUCAAAGGAUUGGGUGUUCCCUCUUCCAUUGUCUCUCGAGGACCUCUGCAGUGGUGCUUCUCAUCGUUAUCGGGUCACACGUACCCUUCGAUCUGGAAAAGCGCAGAAUGUGAAGAUCGACAUCAAGGUUUCGCCUGGAUGGAGGAAAGGUACUCGGGUCCGAGUGCCUGGUGUUGGAAAUGAACGCAAAGACGGGACAUUCCAGGACAUCGUGUUCGUCGUCGAAGAACAGUCACACUCCCGUUUCACUCGUGUCGACAAUGAUUUACUUAUCACCGUACAAGUCCCUUGGGCAGAUUCGUCCUCGAGACCAUACUCGUGGUCUUCAGUUGACUCGGAUCUUAAUGGAGAACUUAGACCACCACGAGAAGAGAUGGCGUUUGUGAAAGGGGUGGACGGGGAAGAAUUUGCGCUUCCGAUACCGAGAUCGUUGGUAGAAGGUGCAGAUGGAAGUCGGAUUGUGGGUGCUGGCAUGCCAAUCCGAAGUCAUGGCCGAGUGGAUGGUCGAGGUGAUCUGGUUGUGCGAUGGGAGUUCGUGUUUCCUGAGACUGAUAAAGCUCAGCAAUCACGAUGGCAGGCUCUGACAAAGGCGAUGAAGUGGAAGUAGCCCUCUCUUUUCAUAUAUCACUCCUUUCUUGAUUCGUACUUUUUGAGCUUUGGACUCAGUGGUAUUUGUACCCUAAAAAAUUUCCUGCCACUCUUUUGGUAUUCGCAGGGUUCUAUACUCCGGUGUAUUCACGUGUAAUAUACUUUCCUUCAUGUUAUCUGCAAUAUAAGCAUGUUAUACACGC
Messenger RNA from Somion occarium, 2301 nucleotides. Lineage: Eukaryota; Fungi; Basidiomycota; Agaricomycetes; Polyporales; Cerrenaceae. The record is from the annotation of a GenBank genome assembly.